AUGAGCCUCGAAAGCCCUCAAUAUGAUGCUCCAAACAAAAGGCCCCUUAUGGACGCAGGUACAAAUGCCAGCGAGUUUCUGAGUACCAAUGAAGAAGGGUCCAAAAAGCCUAGACCUCAAGAUGAGGAAAAUCAAAUAUUCGAAGAAGCCCCUCCCGCGGACGAAUUGGAGGACGUUGUUGAAGAUUAUGUACCAAGCGAACCGAUUUUAAAUGGUAAGUUUUCUCAGGACGCCAGUCCAGUUGGUGCGAAUGAUGCAAAAACUCCUGGGGCAGACAAGCAAUUUGUGCCUAAAGAACCGCUACCACCGAUCUCAAUAACUAUGAGCCCAGAAACCGGAAAAUAUAGGUUUCCGUUUAUUUCGAAAGAAGACUCGUUGACGGCGCGUUCGUACUUGAAGUAUUAUGGCUCAGGGAAGUUCUUAGACACCUACUUGCCGGAAGAGUUGAAUUCACUUUAUAUUUAUCACCUCAUUAAAUUAUUGGGUUUCCAAAUCAAGGAUAAACAGCUUGUGGAAGCUGUGCAGGAUGUGGUUGAGAACGACAUCUUCACUCAAAGCCCUGCUUUAGCCACGACACAAAGCGGGCAAUCUCGCGAGAAAAGUCCUGAUUCUGACGACAGCGACACUUUUGACGACCCCUUAGAGAAAAAGCAUGCAGUUCGUCUAAUCAAAGAUCUGCAGAAGGCUAUGAACAAAGUUUUGAGUACUCGAAUGCGACUGGCCAACUUUCACACUUUAGAUGACUUCUGCGACAAAUUAAAAACUGCUAAAAAGGUCCUAGUUUUGACUGGAGCAGGAAUUUCUACGUCUCUGGGUAUCCCUGACUUUAGAUCGUCGGAGGGGUUUUACUCAAAAAUUAGACACCUCGGACUUGACGACCCGCAAGAUGUCUUUAACUAUGAAAUUUUCAUGCAAGACCCAUCUGUCUUCUAUAAUAUUGCGCAUAUGGUGCUGCCCCCCGAAAAUCUCUUCUCGCCACUACACAGCUUCAUCCGCAUGAUUCAGGAUAAAGGCAAGCUCUUAAGAAAUUACACACAAAACAUAGACAACCUUGAAUCAUAUGCCGGUAUUCAGGCUGAAAAGAUGGUGCAAUGCCAUGGAUCUUUCGCUACUGCAUCCUGCGUGACCUGCCAUUGGAAGCUUCCGGGUGAAAAGAUAUUUGAUAACAUCAGGAAUAUGGAGUUGCCGUUGUGUCCGUACUGCUACCACAAGAGGAAGGAGUACUUCCCAACUAACUCCCCUGACGAAAACGAUGGCCAAAUAGAAUCGUACCAUUCAUCAUUCAAUAACGUUUUGAAGUCGUACGGUGUUUUGAAGCCCGACAUCACUUUUUUUGGCGAAGCCUUACCGUCUAAGUUCCACCGCUUCAUUAGGGACGAUGUUAUGAAGUGUGACCUUUUGAUUUGCAUAGGUACUAGUCUAAAGGUUGCCCCUGUGUCUGAAAUUGUUAAUAUGAUUCCCGCAAGUGUCCCUCAGGUGUUGAUCAACAAAGACCCUGUAAGACAUGCAGAGUUUGACCUUUCGCUCCUUGGCUUUUGUGAUGAUGUCGCUGCGCUUGUGACCCAGAAAUGUGGCUGGUCCAUGCCUCACAGCAGCUGGGACGAUUUGAAAACUACGGAGUACGAAUAUGAGGAAACCGACAGAGGUGUUUACCAUGUCAAGCCCAAAAUCAGUGAAGCAACAUCGGAAGCGGAUCUCGGGAAUAUUGGAGAGCCUUCAGAGGUGAAAUAA
Molecule: messenger RNA, 1731 nt
Organism: Lachancea thermotolerans CBS 6340
Lineage: Eukaryota; Fungi; Ascomycota; Saccharomycetes; Saccharomycetales; Saccharomycetaceae
Gene: SIR2
Product: NAD-dependent histone deacetylase SIR2
Exons: 1
Coding region: 1-1731 (576 amino acids)
Molecular function (GO): NAD+ binding
Source: RefSeq, a predicted model, not a curated record